ACAUAAAGAUAGUUAAAGAUUAUUGAAUGUAUGUACAAUCAAAAGGAUUAAAUAGAAGAGAUCAAAAGAGACGCAAAAUGAACGAGCUAUUAAGCUGUCGUUUCAAGAGAAGGGGAAACUGUAAAUAAAGUUGCAAAUCUAACCAAGAGACACACAUAAGAAACGUUUGGUGUGUUUAAUGUUGUGUAUGGUUUCUUUUCUUUGUUGGUCAAACGACACUAUUUUUCUAUACCAGGGAUAGCUGUAUCCUUCCCGCACAAGUCGUCCUGUGCUUGCUUAAUAGUGAAAUGAAUUGUUCAUUGUGAGAAACUUCAUAGCUACAUUGCGUCCGAAACAAAGUCUUUUUUUUUUUGUAAACAAUGUUAAACGUUAAAGGAAAGCUAUGGUAUUAUCUUCUUCACGUACCAUUUAUCUUAUCUUUUAACGAAGACGAUUAUAAACACUUUCCAUAGAAAACUUUUACAAUCACUCUUAAUUAGCAAUUAUAACAUCAAAUAAGAAGCUUAGCUACAAUUUCACUGGAAAGGUUUUAUUCAUGACUGUUUUUAAAGACAAACACCACAGAUAUCAAUCUGAGUACGUAGAUACAAUCUUAAAAACAGUGGGAGGCUAGUAGUUCGUUUGAAUAUGACGCCAUUUAACCGCCAAUAAAAAAGUAAUUGUUACUAUGACAACAGUUAACAAGAAUUUUGUUAUCUAAAACACGUUAUUUUAACAGAUUUGUUGUCUUUCGUGAUAAUGUGUCUAAUCUUGUCUGACAAGUUCAUUUAUUUUAUUUUAUUGCAUGUCAUACUUUGACAAUAAAGUUAAGUUUUAUGACUAAGUACGUGUUUGUAGUGAUGACCUGAUUUCUCUUUUAUGAUCUAUUAAAAAACUGUAAAGAAUUUUUACGAAUUUAGUUCAAUGUGGACAGCAAUGUUAUCGUUAAAUCCAAAUGUCUAUUUAUAAAAUUCGUCGUCGUCGAUAAUAUAGCCCUUUCCUUUGGAAUUAAAAUAUUUAGAUGUGGUUUUUUGACUAUAUAGACAUGUUCACGGAAGAGAAAGCAGAAAUGUAGGAAGGAGAACUGUUUUACAGGGCAACGGUACAAUAUAUCCAAAGGGUAAAAAAUCGACUGUUUAGAUCAUGAAAAGAAGAUCCAAUUUAUUUAUUAUAAUACCUGCCCUCCCUCCGUUUGAAAAUAAAAGCAUCUCUUGCCAAGAAUGUAUGGUAAAUAUACACACGAGUCAAGAGGGUCAUAGGUCCUCAUUUUAAAUCCACAUUUUCAUAACUUUUUUAAAAAGGACCAUAUUUUUUGAAUAAUGCUGACUUUUCUAUUUUCUGUACCACUUUUGUGGCAAGUUUCUACAAAAAAUACAAAUUUGAUGGUAAUUUAUAUUAUAUCAUAACUAACGGACUUUAAAACAAAUCAACACAGAUGAACAUUUUUAACAUUUAAGAUGUCGUAUAUGACGUGUGCUCCAGAGUACGAAAUACUCGCCACAAUUCCUUUGUUAAUAUUUAAAUUUUCCUUGCCCGUCCCCAAUUCUCCUCCACCAAUCAAUAAUAAUAAGUACUCAAGCCCAAUGUUAGGUAUUUAUGUUGUGUGUAGUGUGUUCUAAGAAUUAUAUUGUAUUGUAUUGUAUUCCUGAAACAAACUGUAGGUCGUGUAAUUGUUAUCAUACAUGUGAUAUGUUAAAAUAUAUCUUUCUAUUAUUCUUUCGGACAGUAUUUAAAACAGGAUAACAACAACAAUCAUGACUUGUACCCAUUUGGCAAAACUAUGGACAUUUGUUAUCAUUUUGGUUGCAGUCAAAUAUUCGGAUGCACAGUUGAGGGUAUUAACGACCAACAUAGACUCAACAACAAAAACAUUUCCCUUUCCACCAAUCAAUUUAAACACUAAAGCUGAUGUUGUCAUUGGACGAGUUAGAGCAGAAGACAGCUUUGACAAAAGCGCGAUUAUAGAACAUUAUUUAGUUAAUGUUUCUUACUUAUUGCAAGAUAGCUACCAGCCGUCUGUAUCUGAUAGACCCACACCAAAAUGGCAAUCAAUUGCUGAAACAAAAACAAUUAAUGAUUGUUCCCUCUCGACGUUAUUAAACUAUCCUGAACUUCGUCGCAAAUUUUGCAUCGACCAUGUAACAGGAGACAUAAAAGUGACUAAAUACUUUAAUGAAGCUCCUCCUAGAAGUGGUACCACAAUAUUGCUGAAAAUUCUUUAUAAAUCUGGUGCCAGGACGUAUUCACGCGACGUCAGUCCGCACUCUGUAAGGAUAUUCUCAAGUUGUGAUCGUAUGAAACAGAUUUAUAUAAACAUGACAAAAAUAUGCUGGCUUAAUGACGUUAUUACUCAAAAUAUACAUACCAAUAAAGAAAGUGUGUAUACAAACGACAUUAGCAUACCGACAUCCGCUGGAAUUACUUAUAUUAGUGCCAUUUCUGUAGAUUUAACUUCCGAUUCCUUUGUAACGACCGAGGGAAAUGAAAAUCCAGUUGCACUUGCAGAUAUUGCAAAAGGAAGAAAAUUCAUUGUGAGGGUCCUGGCAGGUGUUCACAACAGAAAGGGAAACUUUACCUUUUUAGGAAUUGGAACCUAUUACGUGCAACUUGAUCCACCAAUCAAAUCUUCAAGUAAACUACCCGUUCUUCUAACUUUUUCUGAUCUGGAACUUGGAAAAGUUAAUUUUAAACAAACCAAGAUAUCGUUAUUAAGCCUACCGGUGAAAGAUUUUUGUGAAAAUGGAGCGCAAUGUACAAUUUCUGCAAACAAAUAUUAUAUGGAGUAUCAAAAGUAUUAUAAGGAGUGCCGUUUUGAAGAUAAUUAUUUGCUAUACAGCAAGUAUGGAUAUUGUAGUGAUAACAUGGCACCAGCGGUUUCCAGAACGACAGCACAGAUUGAUUGGGAUAAAUUAAACUUACUGCGACACCCUCAACUGGUGAUAAAAGAUUAUACCACUGGUCCAAAUGUUUUUUCCUACAGUAUUAAACAAGUUGUGGUGAAAUAUAUAAAUAAUAAUUUACAGCGAAUCAAUAUUACUGCUCAUGCUAACUGUACAUCAAAAACUUAUAAUGUCACUCUACCUUUAGCUUAUUUCUGCAUAAAUGAGCAAACAGGUGCCUUAUACACAACAAUUGAAGCCGCUCUUGUGUCACCAGAUGACGUGUUUAAUGUCACGAUCCAAGUUAGAGAUACUGAGAACUACCCACCAAGAAUUAUACAACCAGUAUUUUCCAUAUCUUUUAAAUCUGUUUGUAAAAGUACUGUUGCUUUAUAUAGACCUGUUUAUAAACAGUGCGAUAAAAAUGCUUCGCUUGCAACAUUUAGCACAGUAACUCCGGGCACGAUAGAUAUUAUCACGCCCUCGCCUUCAAGUACAUAUUAUAUUACCGGGCUGUACAAGGGAAGUGGCUUGAGUAGACAGUCUCUUAGUCAUGUCGGGAACUUUAUUCGGGUUAGAUUAGAAUCAGAUGGAAAAGCAAUUGAGACAAAACACUAUAACCUUGGCCAGUACACAGCUUUUAACCGUCCACUUUUACACGAAGACAACAAGAAAUUGUACGGCAUAACAUUCACGUAUUAUAACGCUACAGGUAAAGUUGAAAGCACAUAUGAAUACGAUACAAAAGAGUGGCGAUUAGUUAUUAUAAAAAAGGCUGACUAUUGCACUACUGGAACAAACUGCGUAAAUUUAUAUCGCAAGUUUCAAAAAGAAUACGAGAAAAGCUUUCCCAUCAUUGAGAGUAUGUGCCCGGACCCGGACAACAGCGCAUUCCGUACGAAGUAUGGCUAUUGCAACGAAACAUCAGCACCAAAUGUUACCAAGACAGAAUAUGAUUUAUUCAUUAACAUACCUUACAGUGAAACAGAAGUUAUACCACGUGAUCAGCCAUUCUAUACUUCAGGAAAUGUGUUCACCUACGAUAUCGUUAAGAUAAUAUCACACGGAAAGUUUCUGGGUGGCAGUUCAAGGGCGCCAAUCACACUUCCGACUAACUGUACAAAGGGCUAUGAAGACUCUCCAAGAAGAUAUUUUUGCAUCAAUGAAAAGACGGGCAGAGUAUAUACAACUAGUGCAAUCCAAGGGCUGGUUGAUUUAACUACAUCUUUUGAAAUUCAUGUUCAAAUUACAGAUGAUACAUCAUUUCCCAUUCGACAGAUUGUCGCACGUCUUAACCUUAAAACAACCGACAAAUGUGCUCCAGCAAGUUUUCUUUAUCAGAAUUUGUCGUCAUGCGUCAAGUAUUCAACUUUUUCACCGACAUUUGUCAAUACAACAGCUAUAUUUUUUCGGAUGAGAGGAAAGUUUCAAAGUAUCAUUAGUCUCAUGUUCAGUAAGAAAGAUCUGCAAGUUGAAAAUAAAACCACAAUAUUUGUGAUUUCAGCAAAAGUUUACAUUGCUGAUGGAUCUAUCCAGCAAACCGCAACGUCGUCAAGUAUCUUACUCUCUAAUUUGUCGCUGAGAGCAGAAGUUGGUUUAAAUUUACCGUCAGUUUUAGCAGGUUCAUCCAUGGAAAUAUUUUUUAUUGAUCAUGACACGGGUAAAAAAAUCAAUAUAAACACUGACGCCAGCUAUUCGUUAAAGUUUGUGAAAGAAUAUUCCUGCACCUCUUGUGUUGAAACAUACAAGAAUUGGAGAUUACAAUCCGUUGUUGCAGAAAAGAAGUCUGGUGCACAGUGUACAAGUGACCCCAAAUUCUAUGCUCGAAAUUUUGAUGUGUGUAUAGAUCCACAACCUUCAUUUGCCUCCCCACUCUCAAUUACAUCGAACAUUGUUACUGGCAUGGAAGUUAGAAUUACGAAUUGUAACUAUAAAUCACCAUAUCAAUUUACGAAUUCGUACUGGUUAAAAGAUGGUACGGAAAAGAGAAAUGCUAGUACCGGUGAUGAUGGUGUCAUAAUAACAAAAUUUUCUGCAUUUGGAGAUGAAGUUGUAGAUCAUAGUACUAACUUCCCAUCAUAUAAAGUGAACGACCUUGUUAUAAACAGAGCAAGUAUAACUGACCAAGGCAGUUACCAAUGCGCAAUUGAGAGUGGAUCGAUAAAAGUGAUGUCGAAAACAAUCUACUUAAAGCUAACAGAUAUUUCAGAAACAAAGUUUACGAUGAACAUAAUAAAUAGAAAAUGGAAUGAAAAAUUAAAGACGAAGAAAUCUACUGAGUUUCAGCAACUUGAAACAAGAUUGAGAAGAAUGAUUGAGGACAAAUUAGACGCCAAAGAAUGUUGUGGUCCAAAAUCAAAUCGUUUCAUUGAGAUUGACAACUUUUCAAACUCGUCGUCUGUGAUCGCACAUGGCAAAGUAUUGUUUAGCAGCGUCACGUCGCCAACGAGGUUAUCAUAUUGUCACCGUCUACCUAAAAUCAUCACAGAUGGAAACUUUGGUGACUUGAAGGUCCAAGAUGUUAAUUUACUCAAUUUCGAUUGUUGCUUGGCUACAACAGAAGGUGAUGAGAAUUUCAAAGGAAGGUACACAUUUCCACCUACAUUAGCUGGUACUCACACGAGUCUCAACUGCACGUAUGGUUCAUAUGUUAAAGGACAACAAAUUAAUCGUAAAUGCGUAUUUCAAGCAGAAACAGGGUCGAAAUGGAGUUCUUUAUCAUUGGAUGUAUGUCAACCAAAAACAGAAACAACAAAAAGGCUGAUUGCGCUUUCAAAUGAUACAAUAACAGCGGACAACGUAGAAGAGACAUCCAGCAAUCUCAGUAAUACAGUAAGAAAUGGAGAAUUAACAAAUCAAUUUGACAUCAAUUUCAUAUCUGACAUCAUCACCACCAUCAUUGCAGUAAACAGGUCUAAUGAUCAGGUCACUGGUAAUAUCUUAGACACGGUUGAUUCUGUAAUGGAAGCGGAUGAAAAUUUAAUAGUAGCUGCAAAUCAACAAGAUCAAACAUCUGCCAACAUUUUAAACCAGUUGGAAAAAUUAGCUCAAACCCAAGACUUCUCUAAUACAGGAAAUCUUAAAAUCAUAAAUAAAAAACAUUUAGCAAUGGGAGUUAUUAAACCACGUCAAAACUCCUCUCUCGUGUUUUUCUCUGGAAAUACUGGCACAGCGGAAAUUAACAUCACACAAAAUGCUGAUUCCAGUUUUUCUGAGUUGUCUAAAGCGGUGUGUAUUUUGCCGAAAGAAGUUGUAGCCGAAUCGAACGAUGAAGCCGUGUAUUCGUUUGUUUUUGAAACAGACAUUUUCUUUUUAACAGCGAAUAGAAAUUUAAGUGCGAAUACUUCUAAAGUGCACAGUCUCAUAUUGUCUGCUUCUGUUGGACGGAGACAUUUAGAAAAUCUUUCUGUUCCCAUAGAGCUGAUAUUCACUAAGAAAGUGGAUAUAAGUGGCAAAGAAAAAAGUGUUUGUAAAUACUGGGAUGCAAGUCUAAACGACUCUACCACAGGAUAUCGUAGUGGUGGGUGGUCGACAAGAGGGUGCACGACAUCCACUGGUGAGCAUCCCAAUCAGAUAAAAUGUAGCUGUAAUCACUUGACAAAUUUUGCUCUACUACUUGACGUUGAUCAGUCUGGCUCAAAUCCAUUGGCUCUUCAGAUUGUUACUUGGAUUGGAUGUGGAAUUUCAUUGGCUGGCCUUUUUCUUACAAUAUUGACAUUCACACUGUUUAAGAACCUAAGACGAAAACUCCCACCAAAGAUCUUGAUAAGUUUGUGUAUAUCAUUGAUGGCAGUUCUGGUAAUUUUUUUGGCCGGUGCUGAAAAAACUGAACCACGAAUCGGAUGUCAAGUCAUUGCUGCUUUGCUUCAUUAUUUCAUCCUCAGUACGUUCUUUUGGAUGGCUGUAGAAGGCUUGAAUCUGUACAGAAACUUUGUGAAAGUGUUUAGUGGAGGAGCCAGCAACUCACGAUUUCUGCUAAAAGCUUCAUUGUUUGCUUGGGGUACGCCCCUUGUUAUAACUGGGGCAACUGCUGGUGCAGUUUCUGAUUUUCUGGGACCAGCAUCAAGUGAGGAUCCACAAUUUUGCGUAUUGAGAGGGACGCCAUUUUACUUCGCGCUCAUUAUACCUAUUUGCAUCGUAAUGGCGGGAAACUUUAUUGUUCUCAUUCUCGUGAUUCGUGGAAUUAAAGAUGGCGCAAAAAUAAAAAAAGAAAGCAAGAAAGAAGAAAACGAAAAAUUAACUCAAGCACGAAUCACAUUUGCUUGUUCAGUGUUGCUUGGUUCGACAUGGCUGUUCGCAGUGCUUGCUGUUGGUGACUUGCGGGAUUUCUUUCAGUGGCUGUUCUGUAUUUUCAACUCCCUACAAGGCUUGUUUAUAUUUAUAUUUUAUUGUUUCCGGAAUAAUGAGGUGAAAAGACAUUGGAGAAGAUUUUUAGGGGGUCAAGGAUUGGGUGAGCAAUCAACGUGGAAUAAAAGUAAAUACAACAGCAGAUACACUUCAGUUUGUUGUGGAAGAGAAACAGACAUAAGCAUGGACACGACAGGUACCAAAAAAAAUGACAAACUAACAACUAACAAACAAUUAUUGAAAUCUAAUGAACAACUAAAAAAACAUUCAAAGUUUUUCACGCCCAUAUUCGCCAUUUUUUGCGACCUAAAGUCAUAUAAUGUUAGACAUUUUAAGAUAAGUUUUAACUGGUGGAAGUAGAGAGGAACUCUUGGAUCGACAACUUUUUCUUGCAAAGAUCAUUUUCAUUCUAUUCGCAUUGAAGGGAAUUAGGAAUUUCGAAAAAUUCCUUAUCACGUAACGCCUCCCACCAUUAUUAAUUUGCAUUUUUUUAGGAAUUCGUAACAAAAAUGACCAUAGUCACAACUGGAUGGUUUUAGAGAACACUAAUUAACCACUAAAUACAUCGCUCGUGAAUCACUAAUCAACUACUAAUGCACUACUACUAAAUCAACAAUGAACCCAAAUAACCAAGUAAUGAAACAGUAAUGUACCACUUGUAACCCCUACUCAUCUAACAAUCAAGCACUAAGCAACCACUAUUUAACCACUAUGCUAAACAACCGCUAAUACCAA
This is a messenger RNA of Hydractinia symbiolongicarpus, 7940 nucleotides long. RefSeq lists its product as uncharacterized. Gene Ontology annotation, molecular function: G protein-coupled receptor activity. The transcript has 17 exons. NCBI's taxonomy places the organism in Eukaryota, Metazoa, Cnidaria, Hydrozoa, Anthoathecata, Hydractiniidae. The coding region runs from base 1734 to 7565 and encodes 1943 amino acids. The record is from RefSeq and is a predicted model, not a curated record. Gene Ontology annotation, biological process: G protein-coupled receptor signaling pathway; cell surface receptor signaling pathway. Gene Ontology annotation, cellular component: membrane.